Messenger RNA from Myiozetetes cayanensis, 3970 nucleotides. It is a transcript of the gene PGAM5, whose product is annotated as PGAM family member 5, mitochondrial serine/threonine protein phosphatase. The transcript is spliced from 6 exons. Lineage: Eukaryota; Metazoa; Chordata; Aves; Passeriformes; Tyrannidae. Gene Ontology annotation, biological process: positive regulation of mitochondrial fission. The record is from RefSeq and is a predicted model, not a curated record. Gene Ontology annotation, cellular component: mitochondrion. Bases 1 to 939 code for a protein of 312 amino acids.
AUGUCGCUCCGCCGUGCCCUGGCGCUCGCCGCCUGCGGGCUGGCGGGCGGCUCCGUCCUGCUCUCCGCCGUCGUCGUGGGCAAGCAGCCGGCCCGCGGGGCCGAGGGCGAGCCGCGCCCGCCGGGCUCCGCCGUGCCCGCCGCCUCCGCCGCGCCGCCCGGCUUGCUGCUGCUGCCGCCCGCCGCCUCCUGCCCGCCGGCCCCGGGGUGGAUCGAGAGACCCGCCGGCAGCGGCGGAUACUGGGACAGCAACUGGGACAGACGUGAACCACUGGCUCUUAUCAACCUCAAAAAGAAAAAUGACGAAACCGGGGAAGAAGAACUCUCCUCUCGCUUGGAUCACUGCAAAGCCAAAGCCACCAGGCACAUUUUCCUCAUCCGUCACUCCCAGUAUAAUCUGGAUGGCCGGGCUGACAAAGACAGGACUCUGACCCCACUCGGUCGAGAGCAGGCUGAGCUGACUGGACACAGGCUGGCAAGCUUGGGAUUAAAAUUUGAUCAGAUUAUCCACUCCUCCAUGACCAGAGCAACUGAAACAACUGAAAUUAUAAGCAAACAUCUCCCAGGAGUCAAAAAAAUUAGUACUGAUCUGCUGAGAGAGGGAGCCCCUAUAGAACCAGACCCUCCAGUCUCCCACUGGAAACCAGAAGCUGUGCAGUAUUACGAAGAUGGAGCUCGGAUCGAGGCAGCUUUCCGGAACUUCAUUCACCGAGCGGAUGCCAAGCAGGAGGAGGACAGCUACGAGAUCUUCGUGUGCCACGCCAACGUCAUCCGCUACAUCGUGUGCAGGGCGCUGCAGUUCCCCCCAGAAGGCUGGCUGCGCUUGUCUCUCAACAACGGCAGCAUCACCCACCUGGUGAUCCGCCCCAACGGGAGGGUGGCCCUGCGAACGCUGGGGGACACAGGCUUCAUGCCCCCUGACAAAAUCACUCGCACCUGAAGGAGCAGGAAGGAUGGCUGUCCAGGAGCUGCCUCAGCCUCUUUGCACUAGCACGUUCUGCCACAGUACCACUAGAGUUUUUGUUACCUUGGGGUGUGAUGCUGUCUUAAAAUGUCCUUUAGCCCCUUGCCUCCUUCAUAUUCAUAUCUGCCUUUCAGUCCAGAAAAGAAGAAACCUUUGUAAGCCUGAAGCUGUCCAGUCCUUAAGUGUUCCCCAGAACUCAAAGCUGAGCUGUGGAAUACUGAGAUUGAAUGUCUGCUCAGCAGUUGCAAGAGCACUGACUUCUUCCCCACCCUGCCGUGAAUUCCUCUAACCAAAGCUUGCUCCUGUGGAUAUUUUUCUUGUGCAGGAAAGUGAUUGGUGUGGGAGCAGCCUCGUGUCUCACUGCAGCUAAAACAAAAGAUGAGCCAGCUUGUCACAGCUCCUGCAGAAGUGACAAACAGGGUAUUCUGCUGUUCAAAGGACAAAGGGAUAAAGCUUCAGUUUUGUAAGCUGUUAAGUGUGUAUAUUUAUGUUGUGUCAUUGUUUUCUGCCCCCAAAAAGCCCAUGUAAACUGUGCCUGGAGGUUACGAGCAUAAAGCAGAGGGUAAAAACCCCAUUUGCCUCAGAGCUGUGGUGCUAGAUUUAACUGCUGCUUAUAUUAAGUGUUCUGCCAUCCUCAGGAUGUCCUUGAAGGUACUCUGGACAAUAUUUUUCAGUUUUGUAAAGCCUUUAACUUAUACCAUGGUCUGGGAAAGUCUGUAGAGAUGAGUCUGUAGCAGUAAGAUGGAAGGAAAGCAGCAAUCUUCUGAAAGUGCUUUCAGUUGCUAACUGAGUGCUCUCUCCCGCUGAUUUGUGUUUGUUGGUACCUGACAGCAGAGAAAUGGCCCCCUGAGUUGCAGGAGUGGUGCUGCAGGUCCCAGGGGCUGCAGGGGUGCCCGGGGGUCCGUGGGGUGGCAUCUCUGGGCCGAUGUGUGGGACAGGCCUGGGGCAGAAAGUGCCUCCUUCCCCCAGCUCUGACACUGCUGAGGGGAGGGCUCAGCACCAUUCCCGUUUAAGGCUGUUUGCUGGGCACCUGCACCCCUGGAGUAACCUGGCUCAGUUGAAAGCUGCAGUCUGGGAAAUGUCACUGUGUGCACAGUCUGCCUUGGGGACAGCAAACACAACUCAGUGUCUGCCAGGUUCUCUCACCAAUCAGGGUGUUGGGCAGAGCUGUGUGGAGCAUAAUGGGGGCACACAACCUCUGGAGCCAGGGUUUAAGGGCUGGUUUGAUCCCACACUGCUACAGCAGGACAAGGUUGGGGAACUGUGGGGAACACACCGUGAUUGCUGUGUAGUGCAGGGGGUGGGGGCAAGAGGAACCAUCAUGACGUAUCUCUCAUUGAUGCAAUGAGAAUAAUUUAUCAGUUUUUGUCUAUGAACUUUUUAAAAGUUUUGAAUAAAAUACUUGGUCUGUCUGUCUUUCCUUCUCUUCAGCCGAGUGGCUGCAUGAGCAGCUGCAGCAGGUGGGGCCGGAGCUGCACAGGGACUGUCCCACACUGCUGAGGGCAACACUCCAUCUCCCAGCUUUGUCCUUCCAGCUCCAACCAUCUGAAAUGUGCACUGGGAUAGGAGCCAGCACAGGGCUGUGUCACCCCACGUGGAACAGGAGCACCAACACCAGUAAGGUGCACAUGCUGGGUGUUUUUAUCUGUGUGUACACACAUACUCUCUCACACCCCCUCUGUCAGGUUCUUGGUGGGCACCCAGAAGACACACAACACUCUGCACAAGGACAGAAAUUAACGAGUUUUGGUGCCAGUUAAGGUGGAGGGGAAAGGAUGAAACUUACUUAAAUACGUAUUUUUUCCCAAAUUCUGAGCUCCUGUCUCUUCAGCACUGCAAGGCAGUCCUUGUAAGUCUCUGGGGGUGCAGUGCAGUGUCACUGUGCACACACACAGAUGCAGGUACUUGUUGAGCGAGGCCUGGCCCAGCCAGCGAGUCACCCAGGUAUCAGCGCAGCUCCUGCUCCCCCUGCCCCACACACUGCACACAGGUGCCACUUCCAGCUGUUUUUUAAUAGAAAGUGGGGUGGUUCUGCAUUUUUAACAUGACACUUUUUGCUAAUUAAAAAAAAAAACAACCAACAAAAAACACAACUCAUCUUUUGCACCUUUAAAAGUGAACUUUUGGCCAAGAAAACACAAUUCAAGCACUAUCACUCUGAUUUAAAGUGUCUCCACAGGCUCAGUGUUGAAGGGCUUUCUUCACAAUCACAAAUGAUCCCAUCACUACAAAAAUUGCUAUUUUUGUCACAGCUGAAGUAACACAUGGUUAGAAAAAUGAGCUCUGCAGUACCACUGGACUAAUGCACAUUAUAGAACACAGUUAAAAAAAAUACUCUCGAGAGAACCAAACCAAAAUUACAAAGUGAAAGGGACGGGUGGGGGUGUGGAGGUGUCUGGCUACACGUACAUACAGGUGACAUACAGGUCAAUAUUAAAAAAAUGAAAUAAAGCGUAACCACAGUAAAAAGGCCAAAGAACUAGAGUGUUAGUACUGGUCUCCUGGCUCAGGAACAGACUCUCAGUGAAAGGGUGAUGCUGCUCAAAGGAACCAGUAUGGAAAAGAGCAGCUGCCCCCACAGCAACUUACCCCUCAGUCUGGCUGGAACAGGGUGUGUGCUGAGGCCUUUCUCCAGAAUGACAAAGACUUUUAACUUAUUAAUGUUAAAUUAUUUUAAAAAACCCAAACCAACCAACCAACUGCCCCCAAAAAAACCCCAAACAAACCCUAAACCUCUCAAGGUAAAACUGUAGUUAUGUGGGACCAUAAAAACUUUGAGACCAUGGAGCUUGCAGCAUCAAGAAAACAGAUUAAAAAAAAAUACCAUCAACAAAAAAAACCUGUAUAAAAGUAAGUCAGUUAAUGUACUUGGUAACAGCAGGUCAUCUUUGUGAGUUUUUUUUUUGUUUUGCUUUUUUUGAAAAUGUCUCUUAAAGCAUGACACCCACCCAAGCCCCUGCUUGGUGUGUGGAAUAUGACUGAAUGAGAGGCAUUUCUGUAAAGUAGC